CUUGACGCGGUGGAACGGACGCAGUUUGAGGCAGAGCCGCUGUGGAGGCAAGAGGAGGAGGAGGAGAAGAGGAGGAAGAAGGAGGAGGAGGAGGAUGGCUGCGGAUAUCCCUUCAUAGAAAUGACCCAUAUCUCUGCGCGCGGACACGUUUGACAUCCUGGACACUUCUUCUGACUGAGCUCUUCUCUCCACCCGCACCAAGAUGUCCGCGUCCGCGAUCUUCAUCCUGGACCUGAAGGGGAAGGUGCUGAUCUGCCGUAACUACAUGGGGAACAUGGACAUGAACCAGAUCGACCACUUCAUGCCCAUCCUGAUGAAGAGGGAGGAAGAGGCUGAGAUUACGCCGCUGGUCUGCCAUGGCUCCACACACUUCCUCUGGCUCAAACACAGCAACCUUUACCUGGUGGCGAUGACCAAGAAGAACGCCAACGCUGCUCUCGUUUACGCCUUUCUUUAUAAAAUAAUCCAGGUAUUUAAGGAGUACUUUAAGGAGCUGGAGGAGGAGAGCAUUCGGGACAACUUUGUGAUGGUGUAUGAGCUGAUGGACGAAGUGAUGGACUUCGGCUUCCCUCAGACGACCGACAGCAAGAUCCUGCAAGAGUACAUCACCCAGCAGGGUCACAAAUUAGAGGUCGGCGCUCCUCGGCCUCCGGCCACCGUCACCAACGCCGUGUCCUGGCGGUCCGAGGGCAUCAAGUACAGGAAGAACGAAGUUUUCAUGGACGUCAUCGAGUCUGUGAAUCUGCUGGUGAAUGCCAACGGCAGCGUCCUGAGCAGUGAAAUAUUGGGCACCAUAAAGCUCCGAGUGGUCCUGUCGGGGAUGCCUGAACUCAGACUGGGCCUCAAUGACAAAGUGCUGUUUGAAAUCACAGGCAGAGAGAAGAGCAAGACAGUGGAGCUGGAGGACGUGAAGUUUCACCAGUGCGUCCGUUUGUCACGUUUCGAGAACGACCGCACCAUUUCCUUCAUCCCACCUGACGGCGAGAGCGAGCUCAUGUCGUACCGCCUUAACACAACAGUGAAGCCUCUUAUAUGGAUCGAGAGCGUGAUUGAGAAGUACUCUCACAGCCGUGUGGAGAUCAAGGUGAAGGCUCGGAGUCAGUUUAAGAGUCGCUCCACUGCCAACAACGUGGCCAUCAUGGUGCCGGUGCCCAGUGAUGCUGACUCGCCCAAGUUCAAGACCAGCACGGGCAGCGCCAAGUGGGUCCCCGAGAAGAGCAUGGUGCAGUGGAACAUCAAGUCUUUCUCGGGUGGUAAGGAGUACUUGAUGCGGGCCCACUUUGGGCUCCCCAGCGUGGACAGCGAGGAGCUGGAGGGGAAGAGACCGAUCACAGUUAACUUUGAGAUCCCUUAUUUCACUGUGUCUGGAAUUCAGGUGCGAUACCUGAAGAUCAUAGAGAAGAGCGGUUACCACGCCUUGCCGUGGGUGCGCUACAUUACACAAAGUGGAGAUUACCAGCUCCGGACAAACUAAAGGGCACAGAUGCUGCUAGACGAAUGGAUCUCCUCCUCUCCUCCUCUCCUCCUCUCCUCUUCUCCUCUUCUCCUCCCCUCUUCCUCUUCCUCUUCUCUCCUCACGUCCUCUCCUCUUCCUUUUCCUCUUCCUCUCCCUCUCCCUCUCCCUCUU
Messenger RNA from Hippoglossus stenolepis (Pacific halibut), 1627 nucleotides. RefSeq names its product adaptor related protein complex 1 subunit mu 3 (gene ap1m3). Gene Ontology annotation, biological process: vesicle-mediated transport; intracellular protein transport. Gene Ontology annotation, molecular function: clathrin-cargo adaptor activity. Gene Ontology annotation, cellular component: clathrin adaptor complex; clathrin-coated vesicle. The transcript is spliced from 12 exons. Bases 203 to 1474 code for a protein of 423 amino acids. The record is from RefSeq and is a predicted model, not a curated record. NCBI's taxonomy places the organism in Eukaryota, Metazoa, Chordata, Actinopteri, Pleuronectiformes, Pleuronectidae.